CGACUGCUGGUGCUUAUUUGCUAUCAGCGACCAUGCAGCAGAUUAGGCAUUCAAAAUGGUGCCUGUCAUCUCCACUGCUACGAGCGAUAGAUCGACGAGAUGAUAUUGAUAUAACUAUGCAGCUUUCGUACAUCACUCGAUCCUUCUUCUUGAGCUUGCGAAGGCGUCAAUGCUUCUGGGUCUUACAUAUCAGUUUUUAAAUCGAUUUCGCUAGGACCAGCUAGUCGUCCCAAUGGCAUCCGACCUGGUGUCCGACCCGGAGAAAAAAGUGAUCGAUGACAGUAACAGCAGUGAUGAUGAGGUGCUUGCACAGCUGGGAUAUACCCACGAGCUCAAGCGUAGCUUUGGAUUGCUCGGCAUGAUCGGAUUCUCCUUUAGUAUCAUUACCAGCUGGACCGCACUUAGCGGCGUAUUCAUUAUCGGCCUUGAAUCUGGAGGACCGCCGGUCAUGAUCUGGGGCUGGGUUGCUGUCUGCUUGGUUACUUUGGCGGUUGCGUAUUCUAUGGCCGAGAUGUGUAGCGCAUAUCCGGUCGCUGGAGGACAGUAUAGCUGGGUGGCAAUCCUCGCGCCGACCCGCUGGGCUAGAGGACUCAGCUAUCUUUGCGGAUGGUUCAUGCUCAUCGGUAUCAUCUGCAUGGGCGCAGUCAACAAUAACGUCGCUGCAAAUUUUGUGCUCGGGACAGCACAGCUCAACUACGGCUUUACCAUUCAGCGCUGGCACGCUGUCUUAAUCGCCUAUCUCAUCACGUUCAUCGCUGCCGUAUCCAACGCAUUCUUUCCGCAUAUCCUGAACAAGCUCUCCAAGGCAAUAUUCGCCUGGAACCUUCUCUCGUUUAUUGUGUGUCUGGUUACCAUCCUGGCCAAGAAUGAUCACAAGCAAUCGGCGAGCUACGUGUUCAGUGACUUCCAGAACAGCACUGGCUGGAGUGCACCGUUUGCGACAUGCCUGGGCCUGCUACAAAGCGCCUUUGGUAUGUGCUGCUACGAUGCACCAUCGCACAUGACCGAAGAGAUGAAGAACGCUCGGAAGCAAGCUCCACGAGCCAUCGUCAUGUCAGUGUACAUUGGAUUCUUCACGGGAUUCAUUUGGCUCAUCGCGCUUUGCUUCUGCAUUGGUGACCUCGACUUAACUGCAGCUACGGCGACUGGAGUACCCGUCAUCGAGAUCAUGUACCACUCAACGGGCAGUGUGGCCGGAGCAUCGACAUUGGCUUCAAUGAUCGCAGUUAUUGCUCUGGUCAGCGCAAACAGUUUAAUGGCCGAGGGGUCGCGAGCUGUGUAUGCAUUCUCUCGCGACAACGGCCUGCCUUUCUCUGGGCUGCUUAGCAAGGUUUCGUCGAGACAAGUGCCAGUCUUUGCUAUCAUCUUGACUGCAGUAGUUCAGAUGGCGUUCAACUCCAUCUAUUUCGGAACCACAACAGGCUUCAACACAAUUGUCACCAUUGCCACGCAAGGAUUUUAUCUUUCCUACCUAAUGCCCCUGCUAUCCCGAAUCCUCGCCCACUUCACCGGCAAGAAGACGCGCCUCGAAGGACCUUACUCGCUUGGCCGAUGGGGCAUUAUCUUGAACAUUAUCGGCUUCUUGUAUCUGGCUUUUAUCUGCGUCAUUGCGAAUUUUCCGAGCGCGACUCCUGUGGAUAGCGAUAACAUGAAUUAUACAUCAGCAGCUACGGGUGCGGUGAUGCUAGUCAGCCUGAUUUUUUGGAUUACUACAGGGCGAAGGAAGUUUACUGGGCCUGUUGAUGGUGGAAACCUGUAGAGUGCUGGAAGGCAGGUUGAAGCCAGCUGCGUACUUUGAAGGGUAUGGAUGGUCAGCAACACCCUCCAUUAAGAUGGCUACAUCGACAUAGAAUUGGAAAUGUUGCAUACACGCCAGCACUUGACACGG
Molecule: messenger RNA, 1888 nt
Organism: Cucurbitaria berberidis CBS 394.84
Lineage: Eukaryota; Fungi; Ascomycota; Dothideomycetes; Pleosporales; Cucurbitariaceae
Product: GABA permease
Exons: 5
Coding region: 233-1759 (508 amino acids)
Biological process (GO): amino acid transport; transmembrane transport
Cellular component (GO): membrane
Molecular function (GO): transmembrane transporter activity
Source: RefSeq, a predicted model, not a curated record